Messenger RNA from Varroa destructor (honeybee mite), 1965 nucleotides. RefSeq lists its product as uncharacterized. NCBI's taxonomy places the organism in Eukaryota, Metazoa, Arthropoda, Arachnida, Mesostigmata, Varroidae. The record is from RefSeq and is a predicted model, not a curated record.
ACAUGGUAUCCUAUUUAUCUAGUAGUAUUUGUGCAGGAUAUCAUCCUCAACCUAUCUUUCGCGUUCUACCGCGGAUGCUUCCUUUAUUAGUAAGCAAGCUUUAUAUUUAUUUGCGUGGUAGACAAUACAUGACAAGGGGCUCUUUCCUUUGUCUUUCUUAGGCUCUCACAAUUGGCUUGUCGUUACAUAGUGAACCCGCUGUUUGUGCCUAUGCUAUGUCCAGGAAAGAAGGAAGACCUAAUAGACCCGCCACACCCUACUGAUUCGCUUGCCCCCUCCAAACAGUUUGUUCUGGACGAUCUUGGUAGUCUACAAUGAGAAAGGCGAUAACUGACUUUUCCACUACCUGUACACUUUCGCUAUGGCUGGCUGAUUUAUACUACUAAAACUACAGCUCCUUCCGUUCGCACUGGUACAAAAUACAUAGCAAUAUCUGUGUAAUUUUUAUUUUGACCUCUACCUUUAUACUGCACCUUUUCUACUCUGAUAGGCGCGCAUAUAGUCGUACGAAUAAAUACGGUUUCGAGAAUAGGUAGCGGCGCCUAUCAGAUGGGCGUUGUUCAAGCUAUGAACUGGUGCAGCGCCUUGUUGAAAAAUUUUUGGAAAAGAACAUCUGGACGCUUGGGGUAACCCGACGCCAAUGAAACGACCGACCGACAUACAAUCGACAAAGGCAAAAGCCUAACGUAGAGAUAGAUCUAGAGACUUAACUUGCCCGUCCCGGUGCUCCGUUGCUCUAUUCACGCGACUAUCGUGGAGAAAAUAAAACAGAUCUUUCUAGAGAAAAGUAAAAGACAGGAGGCAGCUAAGCGGUCGGUGUUUCAUUUUAGGUGUAACUCCUUUGCCUGUUCCAUCAUCAGUUUCUUACGAUAAUAUGGGGACAGUACUAAAGUGUGUGUACGGCGUGUUCUUUGGUGUUUUUAUCCUGACGCACCACUCUAUAGCUUCAACAAAAUCAUCUGAUAACAAAGCGAAGAUUCCUCGUAUUGAUCUUAUUGACAAAGCGGUGCUAGCACUUAAAAGCGCGUUCUUGCGAGCUCUCAAGCAAUGUGAUAGCUCCUGCAGGGCUGAUCGGAAUGCUAAGCGUGUGGACGGAGACAUGGAAGAAGCUACGACGCAGGAGGCCCUCGAACUUAUAGCAAAGCUAAAAUCUGGCCAAAAUGUUGAUUUGGGAAUUGUUAGUGCAUGGUUAGAACAAGCUGGAGAUAUCCAGAGGAAUUACUUCAACAGUGUCUUUAGAUACCACAAAGAUGGCGAUGUGAAAGAUGCCUUGUUCUACCUUGACAUAGGUGAACCUCACAAGGCAGCCAAAGAGCUCCUGUCCAAUCAGCGAGUUCUUACGCAAAUCGUUGCAGACUGCUCGACGUUCCUUGAAACGGCACAGGGCGGCCGUGGCGGAAUCCCGUUUAAGUUACUUUACCAGCUAACAGACUUAACGCCAUAUCAUAUUUUUUUCGGAUGCCUGCACAGCACAACUGGCAGAAAUAAGGAGCCUGCCUGUGCAACAGUAAUGAAGUCCGCGUUCGAAGCCAGUUUUAUCGAGCUCCAGGACACCCUUUCGAAGUUCUUCACCACCGAGAUGAGCGAGGAAGACCUCUUAGGUUUCUAAGAAAUAAAAUGAUGAAAAUUAUUUUGUUCCAAUGUAUAUCUAUCUACACUUAUAGUAUACAUAUAUCUUAAACGUCAAUUUCAUUUUUCAACUGUCUAUCAUAUGACCAUACAUCAUUCUGUUUUAAACACGAUAAAAUUCUACUAUAUUUAGCCGAAACUCAUAAGUAUCGUUGAAAAUUUUAGCUAAUUGUGUAGCUAAAUAAAGUUUCUACUACUCCAAUUUGCUAUGUUUUUCAAAACCUUUUUUUCGUGUGUGUGUGCAUAAUAUGUCUAAUAUUAACUUUCUUCAUUUUUAAUACGUGUGUUGUGGCCGUUAAGUGAAGGCUAAUCGUGCCUAGACAAAAGCGUGAUGUC